This is a messenger RNA of Parasteatoda tepidariorum (common house spider), 2839 nucleotides long. RefSeq lists its product as uncharacterized. The record is from RefSeq and is a predicted model, not a curated record. NCBI's taxonomy places the organism in Eukaryota, Metazoa, Arthropoda, Arachnida, Araneae, Theridiidae. Gene Ontology annotation, cellular component: nucleus. Gene Ontology annotation, biological process: rRNA processing.
UUUGUAACUGCAACUGACUUCUUCUGAAAAAGAAUUAUUUUGGUGUUUUGGUCAAGCGUCCAGUGCAGUAUUAAAGUACCGAAAAAUACUAUAAGUACUUAUAAAAACUGCUGUGCAGCCCGCGAUUAUGUUUCCACAGUUGGAUUUAGUAACCUGUCCUGAAAUCCCUUUAAAGGAUAAAGUUACUUACUUUGCCAGUGUAAAUCUUUUUCAUGGCGCCAACAUUGACGAAAAGCAACUUAAAGUUGUAAAAGCAAAGAUAAAUGAAUUACUUGAUUCCCCACUAUCAAGAUGUGAUGGCCUUCUUCUAUUUGAAGCUGUUCUUCAGCAGCACACUCCUUUUUACUAUGAAAAUUGGCAGAGAAUUAUUAUUGCUAAUUUAAACCAUGCUAGCAAUUUGUGUCAAGAAGUUACUUACAGGAUUCUUAAACUAAUUAUGAAGAAGCCAUCAGGCGCUCCUUACAUACACAAUGUUGAAACUCAAGUAGUACCCAUUAUUCAACUAUUAAUAUCAAAUAAUUUGACUAGUUUGGCAGCUGUUGAUUGCUUAUGUCAGUGUAUGAAAUUAUAUCCUGAUGUUAUGUCUAGAUUCAAGAACGAACUUGAGUCAUUUCUUAUUAAGCAAAUGGACACAAAUUCUGCACAAUUUAGUGAGGCUGUUGCUGAUUGUAUGACUGUUUUACCACAAUGCUUGGUUGAAUCAAAUAAUAGUAAAAAAGUUCGCAAAUCAGUUGCUAGCAUAUUUCAAAAAGUGUUAUGUACUUUGCAAGAUAUUCUCGAUAGCCUUCUCAAUGUUGAUGACGAUAAGGAUAAUUUCAUGGAUGAAGACUCUUGUGAGAAACCUGAAAUAUUUAAACUUCCUGAAAUGCCUGACACAGAGUUUAGUGUAGUUAUGAUGUUGGCUAGAAUUUUUUCUUCUUUGUCAAUCUGUGCUGCUAAAUUUUUAUGUCAAGAAAACACUAUGUUUGAAGUUCCUGUAUUAUGGAUUUUAAAACUUAUUGAUAGAGUGUUUACUUUGACAGACUCUGCUCAGAUGUGUGAUUCAAUUGAACGCAGAGAAUUAAUCAUACUGGCAUAUCCCAUUGUCCAAAAAGGAGCAUUCACAAUCUUAGAAUCUUUAGUACAGAACUUUGGAUUGGUUCAACAUACUGGAAGUUUUAUUUCUCUUCUAAAGAGUUCUAUUAAAGCCUCAUAUAUAGCUACUUUUACUGGUGGAACUAAUUGCCAAAUGCGUAACACAACCUGGAGAAUUUUGAAUAUUUGGUUAAAAAGGAAUGGAACUCAGAUUUCUGUUGAGGCUGGAAACAAUAAAGAUCUGUUGCGAGAACUUUUAAUGGAUAUCACUCCAGAAAAUAUUGAUGAGACUCCAUCAGUGACUAAUAAAAGACAUCAAACAUCAGCUAAGAAAAAAAAUCAACCUCCAGCCUUUCCGGAACCAGAUCAAAAUUGUGGCUUCAAAAGGAAUCAAAUCAGUACUUGUAAUGAAGCUCUGAAAGUGUUACAUGAAUUCGUCAGUUCAGCAAGUUCUUUUCUGGAAGAAAAAUUUAAAGCAGAUAUAGCUAACCAGAUCUUUGCUGUAUGUCAUAAAAUACAAAUGUCUGGUCAUCCAAAAAGAAGGCUUCCUUUUCCAUACAUGAACGAUAAGUGUCGUAAAAAUUUGUAUAAGAUUGUUGUAUCGUUAGGCUCUUCAUCCGAUUUUAAUAUCAAAGUACUACAGCAAGCAUUUGCUAUUUUGAAAAUAGCUGAAAAAGACAAAUGUUGCAAAAUAAAUUUGCUAAGCCAACGAGCUAAGGGUAUAGCUAGGCAUUUGCUGCAGCCCAAAAAGAAAUUCCCUGAAGCAGUUACAAACAGAAAAAAUAUUUUCGAAUCUCCUAUGGAAGAGGAUGCUGGCAGUGGAUGGGAGAAUGUGGUUGUUUGGAAUAAUCAUGCUAAUCCAGAAAAUAAGGGUGCAGACUCUCAAAUUGAUAUUGCUGAAAAUAAUGCAAGCCUUUCCCCGGAAACUCAUAAUAGUGUUGAGGAAGAAGAAAUUCAAAGCAAAUUUGUCCCUGAAAGAGAAUACAGUAGUACUUCAUCUCUGAAUUCUAGUCGAUCCGAUUCAGAAAAUGAAAGCAUUAUGGAACAAGUAACAGUUGAUGAAAAUAAUCAUGAAUCCAAUGGUACUCCUAUGGAAUCCCCUAUGGAAGAGGAUAUUGGCAGUGGGUGGGAGAAUGAGGUUGUUUAUAAUACGAAUCACGCUAAUCAAGAAAAUAAUGUUGCUGACUCUCAAAUUGAUAUUGCUGAAAAUAAUGCAAGCCUUUCACCAGAAACUCAUAAUAGCGUUGAAGAUGAAGAAAUUCAAAACAAAUUUGUCCCUGAAGGAGAAUACAGUAGUCCUUCUAAAUUUGAUACAUCCCUGAACUCUAGUCGAUCUGAUUCAGAAAAUGAAAGUAUUAUGGAACAUGUAACUGUUGAUGAAAAUAAUCAAGAAUCCAAUGGUACAAUAAUCAAGAAUGCAGUGGUAGAAGUCACAGAAAGUGAAAAUUUAAAUGACGCCACAAAAACAGAUGACUUAAACUUAGUGGAAAAAGAAAUAAACCAGAAUUCAUGUCACCAAGCAGGGGAAUCUAGGCCAAUUACACCCACAUUUGAUGAAAUGUGUGCUGAUCUAGUUUUAAGUGAAUCAUCUCAACUGGCUGAUAGUUGAGAUUUCUUAUGUUUGUAUAAAUUCAUCCUUGUAUAUUGUCAAUUAAACAUAUGUAAAUUUUCGACCGAUAUUCUAGGACAUUUUUUUUCUUUUAACUAAUUAUCAACUUUUACUAUGAUGUAUUCUUUAUUGCAAUAAAAUAGAGUACAUUUUUAA